This is a messenger RNA of Cladophialophora psammophila CBS 110553, 507 nucleotides long. RefSeq lists its product as uncharacterized. The record is from RefSeq and is a predicted model, not a curated record. The coding region runs from base 1 to 507 and encodes 168 amino acids. The transcript has 2 exons. Lineage: Eukaryota; Fungi; Ascomycota; Eurotiomycetes; Chaetothyriales; Herpotrichiellaceae.
AUGCGCGCCCUCACUCUAGGCAUAUCGACCGUUGCGGCCAUUGCAGCCUUCGCCAGCCUCGUUGCAGGCCAGGCGGGGCCAGAAAUCACCGAUCCCGCUGUCCUGCCCCCAAGCGAAGGCGACGUGGAAACGUCCACUCCUGAACUGACGUCGGACGACGAGUACUUCGUCGACGAGUCGGAGGGAGCAAGGCUGGCCAAGAGAACCCCGCCGGCCGGAGUGUACAUCUGCAACAACAAGAACUGGGUGCAGCCGUGUUCCUGGAACAAGCUCACCGACUCGAAGUGCAUGGACUUUCCUACGGAUGCCGGCUCGUCUGUCGGGCCUCCUGUCGGUUGGCAGUGCAAGAUCUACUACGCCGCAAACUGCGCCGCGACAAACGGCAUGACGGACGGCAAACUCACGUACCCCGGCACGGCAAACUUGGGAGCCCUGUACAACAAUUACGACAAGCCGGCGUCUAUCAAGUGCAGGCAGUGCCCGCCAGGAACAAACUCACCCUGGUAA